CUUUCUUCUUUCCCAUACCAUGUGGUCCAUAUUUCUCUUACCUUCCUCUCCACAACCUUCACCUUCCAAACAACAUCUAUUGUUCUUUGCUGUACAUCACACUGUUCCCUCUCCCAACAAUUUCUGGUUCCCAAACGGUAACUAACUAACUAACAAACAAACACACGCACCUGAAAUUCAAGAAUCAUGAGUAGCGCCGCGGCGGCAACAACCGCUAACACUGCUCUCUACUCAAACACUAGAUUCUCUUCGGAGCUUCUAGCACCUUCCAUCAACGCCUUCUCCAAAACACAUUUCACCACGUGCUCUAAUUCUCUGAGAUCGAAGAGGAACACUCGGUUGAUUCUAGCUCCACGGGCUUCUCCUCCUUCCGAUUCCGCCAAGAGCACCGAAGACAGCGGCAAAAGAAAAAGGAGAAAGAAAAGUGACGACGGCAACGGCGGCGACGGCGAAGAAGGCGAGGAUGAUGAUAACAGAUUGCAACUUAGCCUUGACGACGUGAAUCCGGUGGGACUGGGAAGGAAAUCGCGGCAGAUUUUCGAUGAGGUUUGGAGGAAAUUCUCGGGGUUAGGACAGAUUUCGAGGACAAGUCGUACGGACGAUGAAGAAACCCUGUUCAUAAGGGAGGGGCCGAUGUGUGAGUUCGUUAUUCCCGGUGCACAGAACACUACUGUUCUUGUUGUUGGUGCCACAAGUCGCAUAGGCCGCAUUGUGGUCCGUAAGCUCAUGAUCAGAGGUUACCUUGUCAAGGCUUUGGUAAGGAAAGCAGAUCAGGAGGUAGUGGACAUGCUCCCAAGGUCGGUCGAGAUAGUGAUUGGGGAUGUUGGCGAUCCGGCAACCCUCAAGGCUGCUGUAGAAGGCUGUAAUAAAAUAAUCUAUUGUGCUACUGCCCGCUCUACCAUUACAGGUGAUCUCUUCAGAGUUGAUCAUCUAGGAGUUUAUAAUCUCUGUAAAGCAUUUCAGGAUUACAACAAUAAAUUGGCCCAGUUGCGUGCUGGUAAAAGCAGUAAAAGCAAGCUUGUGAUUACCAAAUUCAAAUCUCCUUCUUCAUUGGAUGGAUGGGAAGUUCGACAAGGAACUUACUUCCAGGAUGUAGUUGCCACAAAAUAUGAUGGAGGGAUGGAUGCUAAGUUUGAGUUCACUGAGAAUGGAGAGGCUGUUUUCUCAGGGUAUGUCUUCACUAGAGGAGGGUUUGUGGAACUGUCCAAAAAGCUUUCUCUACCUCUAGGUUCCACUCUUGACAGAUAUGAGGGUCUGGUUCUUUCUGUUGGUGGAAAUGGAAGAUCCUAUGUAUUAAUUCUCGAGGCUGGUCCAUUGGCGGACCCAAGUCAGAGCAAGUUAUAUUUUGCAAGAAUUAGUACAAAAGUGGGAUUUUGUAGGGUUAGAGUACCAUUUUCAUCAUUCCGGCCUGUGCAGCCAGACGAUCCACCAUUGGACCCUUUCCUUAUACAUACAUUGACUAUACGCUUUGAGCCUAGAAGACAGAAGCCUGUCGAAGUAAAUGCUGAAACGAAACAGGAUUUGAGAAGUUUUAAGCUUAUAUUGGAAUAUAUAAAAGCCUUGCCUACUGGGCAAGAAACCGAUUUUGUUCUAGUUUCAUGUUCGGGAUUAGGAAUUGAACCUUCUAGACGGGAGCAGGUUCUUAAAGCCAAGAGGGCAGGGGAAGACUCCUUAAGAAGAUCCGGUCUUGGAUACACAAUAGUUCGUCCUGGACCCCUCGAGGAGGAGCCUGGUGGGCAGCGUGCUCUAAUAUUUGACCAAGGAAAUAGAAUAUCUCAGGGCAUCAGCUGCGCCGAUGUGGCUGAUAUAUGUGUGAAAGCACUACACGAUUCAUCAGCUAGAAACAAAAGUUUUGAUGUUUGUUAUGAGUAUGUUGCUGAGCAAGGGAAGGAGCUGUAUGAGCUGGUUGCACACUUGCCUGACAAAGCAAAUAACUAUCUCACUCCAGCACUUUCUGUCUUGGAGAAGAAUACCUAAGCACCUCCAGUUGAAUACAAAAUACUUUAGGUUAUGUUUUGCUGGGGGUAAAGAGUGGAUUGAAAAUCUUUGUGGACGAGUUCUACGUGUAAUUUUAUAAGUUACACUCUCAUUCAUGAACAUUGUUAUACCAUUUUAACUCCCCCAACCAAACAUAGCGUGAAAGCUAGUUUUUAAUGUAUAUGUGUAUGUUCAUAUUCUACCCAAAAUUUAAUUUUUUUUUUCCCUAUAUUCAAUAGAUGAAAUGCAUUAUGCAAACAAAAGCAAGGAUAUGUAGAGCCUUGUUUGAUAAGAUGUACAGACUGAGUUCUUGGAUCAUUGGAUGUAAUUCUUGUAACAGCUUCUGAAGUAAAAGGAAAAAUGAAAACUGUGAAAACCUUGCUAAAAGGCAUUCCGUCUCGAUUAUUGUUGCUUAA
This is a messenger RNA of Arachis stenosperma, 2393 nucleotides long. RefSeq names its product protein HIGH CHLOROPHYLL FLUORESCENCE PHENOTYPE 173, chloroplastic. The coding region runs from base 187 to 1977 and encodes 596 amino acids. The record is from RefSeq and is a predicted model, not a curated record. Lineage: Eukaryota; Viridiplantae; Streptophyta; Magnoliopsida; Fabales; Fabaceae. The transcript has 13 exons.